GUCAUUUUAUCCAGCAGAGCACCAGGAGCAGACACGAUCCUGCAGAGACUCCUGAGAGCAUCUCCAGAGCACCAGGCACACAGAGGAUGGACCAGAAAGGAUGUUCCUUCUUUAGCGCGAGGAAACAGUGGAUGUUAUUGGGGGUUGGGGGCCUGAACGGGGUCCAAAACAGAAGAAAGACAUCAUGAGCGACCGUUUAGACUGCAAAACAUGCAACGAGUCCCUGUGCGGGCGAAAAUACAUCCAGGUGGAGGAGAAGCCCCACUGCAUCCCCUGCUACGACCGCCUGUAUGCCAAAACCUGCCAGGAGUGUAAAGAAGUCAUCGGACAUAAUGCCAAGGAACUCUCCUAUGAGGACAGACAUUACCACUCUCACUGUUUCCGCUGUUUCCGCUGCGACCGCUCUCUGGCAGACGAGCCCUUCACGAGCCAGGAGGCCGCGCUGGUGUGCAGCGACUGCUACUGCAGCGAGUUCUCCUCCAAGUGUGUGUCCUGCGACAAGACAGUCAUGCCAGGGUCGAAGCUGUUGGAGUACGGCGGCUCCACGUGGCACGAGGACUGUUUUGUGUGUCACGGCUGCGAGAAGCCGAUCGGUGCCGAGGCCUUCAUCCCAGACGACAACAACUACUACUGUGUGCCGUGCUACGAGGGCAGGGUGGCUCCUCAGUGCAACCACUGCAAGAAGGCUCUGACUAAAGGAGGGGUGACCUACAAGGACGAGGUGUGGCACAAAGAGUGUUUUCUCUGCACGGGCUGCAAAGCUCCGCUGGCUGGCCAACCCUUCACCUCGCAGGGGGAGAGUCCGUACUGUGUCAAGUGUUUCAGCAGCCUGUAUGCCAAAAAGUGUGCCGGCUGCAACACGGCCAUCACAGGGUUUGGAGAUGGGAAGUACGUUUCUUUUGAGGAGCGGCAGUGGCACCAGCCGUGCUUCAAGUGUUAUCGCUGCUCCGUGUCGCUGGUGGGCUCCGGCUUCUUCCCGGACCGCGACCAGAUUCUGUGUACAGACUGCAACAACGACGACUGACCGACACCACACCUGCAACAGACAUCAACCACGGCCGAGAGGAGCAGCAAAACGUAUAAACGUCGGCCGUGCACAUGAACACUGCAAUAUUCCUAAUUCACUCACAGUGUGAAGCUGAUACAAAGCUCAGUAUUAACAACUCAAUACUCAUGACAGCCUUUAGCACAUUGAUAUGUUUGUAUAAAUUCUGCCGAAAUGUCCUGCAAUAUAUGCGUAUGACUUUUUUUCCCAUAAUUUUAUAUUUUUCACACAUGAAAUAUAACAUAUAAGAAACGUAUAUGUAUGACUUUAAAUUAAACUGUUUUUAUUUUAACUAUUUUCUUCAUCACUGCUAGACAAAACCAAAAUGUAAGUGCUAGGACGUAUGCUUGUAUUUCUACUUUUUAAAGAAUAUUACAAUAUAUAUAACAGCCCUUGCUCUUCUCUAUGUGCUGUAUGUAAACGUAUUUGUUGAAAAUGAUCUGUUAGAAGGAAACAUAUAUAUUUUGUAUUCUUUUCAGCUUACAACAUUUUCUAAUGGCGUACAUGGAAUAAUAAUACAUGUAAAAAACAAAGUGUGUUGAAGAUAUUAACUAACAAAUGGCUAACUGUCUAUAUUAACAUGUACAUGCACAAUAAUGUUGCCUUAAACAUUGACUUCCUCCUGCAAACAGUGUGCUUCUUGUUUUUACAAUACACUCAGAAAUGACAUAACAUUGAACAAAUAGCCUUC
Molecule: messenger RNA, 1736 nt
Organism: Trematomus bernacchii (emerald rockcod)
Lineage: Eukaryota; Metazoa; Chordata; Actinopteri; Perciformes; Nototheniidae
Gene: fhl3b
Product: four and a half LIM domains 3b
Exons: 7
Coding region: 185-1024 (279 amino acids)
Biological process (GO): actin cytoskeleton organization
Cellular component (GO): Z disc; stress fiber; nucleus
Molecular function (GO): transcription coregulator activity; actin binding
Source: RefSeq, a predicted model, not a curated record